AUGGAAAUCCUCGAUCAUCCAAAGCGGCGGCUUGGAAGGGAAGGGAAGAAGGCAAGGGAUUUCUCUGUUUCGCAAGGGGCUAUUCCGCAAUUUACCGUAAACCACGACCUCCGAUUAGGAGGCCGCCGGCGAGAGCGAGAAGAAGGAGCGACGCAAGUUCUCCAGCUAGAUCCACCUCCAUCUCUACCUCGAGAUGGGCCGGCCGCCAUGCGCUUGGCAUAUCGCGACGUAGUACAGCAGCCAGCGAUCGACUUCCAGGAGAUCUGCAUCCUCGGUGCGCACAGCUACCAAGGAUCACUGUGGCUACGUGGCUGGCGGCACCGAGGAUCAGCGAGAAACCCUCGACCGGCCAGUGCUCUUCUUCGUUCUGCCUUACCUCCUCCCGUAGGCCGUAGGCUCGCCAUCACGCCAACCCACUCCGACCUCGCCGUCAAAUCAUCUCCUUCCCCUUCUCCGCCAGUUUUGGAAUCCGCUGCCGGACGCUCCCCUUCCUUCGCCUUCGGCAUGGUCAUCUCGCGGGAGACGCCCUCCAGGCGCCCGAAUCCCUCCCCGGAGACGGCGGUAGCCGCCGAAUCUCGGCUCCCUCUCCGAGGGACGCAGGGGAGCCUCCUCCAAGGCUGCCCCUUCCAGAUCUUGAAGACGUGGGGCAGGCAUAGGGGGGUCCGUUGCAUGGGCAAGGAGGAGACCGCCGACGCCGGCGAACGGCGAUCUCCAUCGGAGUCGGCGUGCCCUCGGAUCCGUGUCCCGGAUAGCGGCCGCAGCGACGGAGACGACUCGGGAGUUGAGGAGGUCAGGGAACGCCUGUUGGUUCACCUCCGUGAGGCAGCGGACCGGAUGAAGUUGGUGCUGCCCAAAGGCAGCGGCGAGACUGAGCCGGCUCCGGUGCCGGAGUUGACGCCCGAUCUCGAGGCUUCCGACGGCUCUAAGGCACUUCCAUGGAAUCUGAGGACGCGGCGCGGUGCGUCGAGGGAGAUCGAGCGGCGCCGGAGUGUUUCCCCUCCGCCGCCGCCGCUGACGGCGGAGAAAAGGACGGUCCGGCUGAGGUCGGAAGGUCCUAGGAGAAAGGAGCGGCCUAGGUUCUCGAUCUCGCUCACGAAAGAGGAGAUCGACGAGGACAUCUACGCCGUGACCGGGUGCAGGGCUCGCCGCCGGCCAAGGAAGCGGCCGAGAGUCAUCCAAAAGCAGCUCGAGGCGCUAUUCCCCGGCUCGUGGCUGACGGAGAUCGCCGCCGACAGCUACAAGGUCCCAGAAUAGCGGUAACCGUACCGCGAGGGACGCGACGCCUCUGACUCCGUAUCGUCCAGCCAUGGGUUUCUCCUACAAAAGACAAUAGUAAGGGCGGAAAAAAUCAUCUUUUCUUUCAGAAUUCGCUACUUUGACAUCGUAGAAAACCCUCAUUGCGUCAAAAAUUCGCCCUGUAAUCGUCCUGUUUUAUGAGUUCCAACUGUCGCUCUGUUCCAGAAGGGAUCGAUCCUGUCGAUUGAGCCGAA
This is a messenger RNA of Zingiber officinale, 1490 nucleotides long. RefSeq lists its product as uncharacterized. The transcript is spliced from 4 exons. The coding region runs from base 1 to 1254 and encodes 417 amino acids. NCBI's taxonomy places the organism in Eukaryota, Viridiplantae, Streptophyta, Magnoliopsida, Zingiberales, Zingiberaceae. The record is from RefSeq and is a predicted model, not a curated record.